This is a messenger RNA of Owenia fusiformis, 1280 nucleotides long. NCBI's taxonomy places the organism in Eukaryota, Metazoa, Annelida, Polychaeta, Sabellida, Oweniidae. The record is from the annotation of a GenBank genome assembly.
CAAUGCUUUCAGAUAAAGAGAAAGAUGGAAAUCUACCUGGUUCUAUUAACGACACUAUCAAUUUAGUUGAUAAGCCAGCAAUCGCCAGCGGAAGACUGACAAGAUGUCGAAUGGGCGAUUUCCUAAAACAAGAUAUCGAAAAUCCCGUAGUUCUUCCAUUGUAUCCUAGCUCUCAGCAUCAUACAAACUAUCCCUUGAAAAAUCUCAAGAUGUACCAAACGAUGGAGUUCCCGUUUUAUUCAUUUGAUACGGCUGCUGUCAAAGCAAUGAAGACUAUUGCAACGAUUGGCUCUGAGGUACCUGUUGUUGUGUUUGAGAUUCCGAGGAAUCUGGAUUCAUUGAAGUUACACUGGAGUAGGUGGAUGCCCUAUUAUAAAGAAUGUACGGAUAUCAGGCUUCUAAAUGAUGACAAUCUUGCUAAGAUUGAUGACGGUUCGUUAUUUACCUUGCUCCCAUGUGAACAAAUCCCAGCUCAGAAGCACACGAUUGAUCCUGAUACAUUCUACGAGAUUUACUCUAAAGCUUUUAUCCCAAAAAUUGAAAUCAAACAACCAAGAGACAUGAAUAAAAAAGAGGCAAAGGCUCCAUGUGUGAUCAAAGUUCCAGUUUCUCAAGGUGGGACUGGUGUAAAUAUUGUUACAACUGACAGGGAAAUUCUUGAAUAUGAAGAAUGUGUCGCGAAACGUGAUUGGAAAGGAGAACUGAUCUAUCAAGAACUUUUAACUGAUAUUGUAGCUGAUCGAGGAAUUCAGGCGUAUCUUCGUAAAGACGGAUCUGUCCAUCUCGGUUGUACCUACGUACCAUCUUUCAAUGAUUCUGGAAAAUGGUCUGGUGCUAUAUAUUAUAGUACACAAGAAGUUGAUCCCACAAGUCUCCGUCUAAUAAGAUUUUGUCAACCUGCAUUAAAGAAGCUCCGCGAUAUGGGCUACUUUGGGUACGUUAGUUUUGACGUGAUUGAAACACGAAGCAGUGAGCUCUUUCUACUCGACAUAAAUCCCAGACUCGGGGGAUCCAACCAACAUAUGUCAAUGAUGGACGGCAUGGCAGAUAAGGGGUUCCCGGUAUCGAUGUAUGAGGAAUCACUCAAAUUGACAAUCACUGUAAAGGAGUUGAUAUCAAGAGCAGAUUUCUGGAACAACAGUAAGGACAGUGUAGUUAUCGUACUUGCAGCACAAGCUACGGAGAACGACACAUUGCUUACUGCGAUCUCUCUCUUUGCGAAAAAUAAGGACCACCUACUAAGUGCCCAAAAUGAUGUAUUUGGUUAUUUCCGGGACUAA